Messenger RNA from Aethina tumida (small hive beetle), 1233 nucleotides. RefSeq lists its product as uncharacterized. Lineage: Eukaryota; Metazoa; Arthropoda; Insecta; Coleoptera; Nitidulidae. The record is from RefSeq and is a predicted model, not a curated record. The transcript is spliced from 3 exons. Bases 317 to 988 code for a protein of 223 amino acids.
AUCAAAUAUCGCACGAGAUCUUUAUUGUGGCGUUACGGAAAUAAAAAUCGGAGAAACGAAAUACGUCUUUUUUUACACAGAACCGAAUCCUCAGGAAGAAUCCCAAUGGAUCGGCUGCGUGGAGACGCUCGGCCCACCGCAUAACGACGGACUGACAGCGUCGACGAUGCAGUCCCCCAUAAACUCCGGCACCGCGACGCCAGUAAGCCACGAAUGGACCACUCCGCUCGUGAUAUCGCGGCAUAAACAAAACAUAAUGUGAAGUGUGCUCUGCAGUUUCGACCGUUGAUAAAAAUUUUUUUAUAAACUGAACGACAUGGCGGACGAUCUUUCGGUCAAGUCGACGACGAGCAGCACCCCGUCGAAGCCCAAGACGCCGAUGGACGGCAACAAGAGGGUCGGUUUCGCCAGGCCGACCCUCAUCAUACCGCCGCCGCCGCAGAUGACGAUGGGCAGUCCACAGACCCGCAGUGCUAAUACCAGCAUCAGGUCGGCGCCCCAUCCCAAUGGACGGAAGGCCUCAGUGUUCGUCUUCGACCAAUUCAACAAUGCAAUGCUCAAAGCCAGAUCCGGAUUGGGUUUCGGGGAGAAAUGCGCCUAUUGGCUCUACAACAAACUGUAUGCCUUGAGCAGGAAAUGGUUCACCCAUUGUUUUCUUUCGAUUGUGAUUAUUUUGUAUACCAUUGGUGGUGCCCUGGUUUUUGUGGCGAUUGAAGGUGAGAACGAAGAGAAAAUAGUGGAACGUGAUAUUAGAAGAGACAGAUAUAGUUUAAUAAGGGAACUACGUAACUUGUCGAUAGAGUUACCGUACGCGACUUCGGUGGGCGAGUGGGAGGGCGAAGCCGCAAGAAGACUGAUGGACUUCGAGUCCAAAGUGAUAGAUGCUUACCAAAAGCAUUCUUUGAUUGUCGCCAAUCGGGGCGAUAAAGUGUGGACGGUUUGGAAUGCCAUGGUCUUUUGUAGCACCAUCUACACUACUAUGGAGUAAGAUAAGACCGAAAAGAGAAGAAAGAGUUUACAGCUAAAUAAGUCAAUCGUUUCACGUAUUAUUAAAAGAAUUAAGGAAACUGAACAAGUGGCAGCUACGAAAAAUAAUGGGCGAGUUCAAAACACUUGAAAGAAAGUCGAUAACUGGAUAAUUCGAAUGUCAAAAAAACAAUCCAUUCUUAUCGUCAACUCAAUAUAAAGCCAAAUUGAGGGAAAAGGGACAUGCUGAAAUUAGUUCAAACACUG